Messenger RNA from Spirodela intermedia, 906 nucleotides. Lineage: Eukaryota; Viridiplantae; Streptophyta; Magnoliopsida; Alismatales; Araceae. The record is from the annotation of a GenBank genome assembly.
AUGUUGACUCACCAGUGGGGUUUCCAAGAGUGUAACUUUGAGCCUACUGACUUUAGGUAGUCAUCUGCUUGUGACUACAUUCUUUUGGUCAUCUACAUCAAUGAUAUGAUCAUUACUAGAGAUGAUAUGGCUAGCAUCCAGGAUACCAAAGUGUUUCUCUAGGAACACUUGGAUAUCCAUGAUUUUGGGACUCCCAAUUACUUCUUAGGGGUUGAGUUUGCUUGCCACCCUAGUGAGGUAGUUCUUAUCUAGCGGAAGUAUGUUCUUGAUAUUUUGCAGGAGAUGGGCCUUCUUGUCCACAAGCCUCAUGCAUCACUGAUCAAGAGCCGGCCAAAGUUUUGGGAUGAGAAAUCUCCCUUACUCAAUGAUCCCCAAUAAUAUCAACAAUUAGUGGGGAAGUUGAUUUAUCUCAUGAUUACAUGUCUGGACAUUACCUUCACCAUGAAUCUCCUUAGUCAAUUUAUGCAUAAGCCAUGCAAAAUUCUUUGGGAUGUUGCACUUCAUCUUCUAGCCUACCUCAAGCAUGCUCUUGGGAGAGGAUUAGUUUUUUGCCGAUAUGAACAUCUUUGUGUGGCAGGUUACUCAAACUCUAAUCUUAUGGGGGAUCGAGAAGACCAAAAAUCUACCAUUGGGUAUUACAUUUAUGUUGGCAGCAACUUAGUGACCUAGACAAGUCACAAGCAGUAAAUUCCAUAUUUGUUCAACUGUGAGGCAGAGUAUCAAGCCAUGCACAAGAUGUCUUCCUGUAUGCUCUAGGUACGUAAUCUUGUUGAAGAGUUAGGUUAUCCAGUACAAGGGGCUAAGCUCAUGGACUGUGAUAAUGAAGCAGCGAUGUUUAUUUUAAAUCAUAAGACAUUUCACCUACGUACCAUGCACAUCAAGACAGUAUGCCAUGUUAUCCGUUAG